Messenger RNA from Trachemys scripta elegans, 695 nucleotides. Its product is annotated as SH2 domain-containing adapter protein E-like. Gene Ontology annotation, molecular function: phosphotyrosine residue binding. Lineage: Eukaryota; Metazoa; Chordata; Testudines; Emydidae. The record is from RefSeq and is a predicted model, not a curated record.
GUGGGGCACGCGCCCUCCCCCAGCCACCAGGCUCCAGAGCCCCCCCCUCCCCACCAAAGGUCACAGCCCCCUCCCCGGCAUCUCCCAGCCAUAGCCCGGCAGCCGGCAGCCCCCCCGCCCCAUGGCGGCCAAGUGGUUCAGGGAGUUCCCCUCCAGUCUGAAGACGGGCAGCGGGAGCCUGGGCAAACUGUGCAGCGCCUCCCGGAAGCCCCUGGGCCCCGCCGAGCCGGGCCCCGGCCCAGUGCAGGGCAAAAACCGCAAGAACUCGGCGGCCGAGCUGGGGGGCUGCCGAGCGGCUCCGGGGCCCGGCAAGGAUGGCGGCAGCAGGCUGUCCCGGGACAACCUGCAGGGGCUGAUCCAGGCCGCCACGGGCAAGAUGCGCAAGAACUCACGGGCGGAAGGCAGCCCCCAGGAGGGCGCCCCCAAGGGCCCCGGCUGCAGCACCUACAUGAACCGGCUCAUCAAGGUGGACGCCCAUGAGAAGAAUGGGAAAAGCUACCCCAGCGGUAGCCCAGCGCCCAGCCCGGCGCCGGAGGAGGACAAGGGCAAGACCCCUAAACAGGAGACGGUCAUCAUUCUGGAGGACUACGCCGACCCGUACGACGCCAAGCACACCAAGGGCCAGCGGGAGGCGGAGCGGCUGGGGGAGAAUGACGGGUACAUGGAGCCCUACGACGCGCAGCAGAUGAUAACGG